AUGUCGAUUCCGGAGAAGUGCAUUGUCCUUGUGGCAGGUGGUGGUCCUGCUGGAUCCUACGCUGCCUCAGCGCUGGCCCGCGAGGGUAUUGACGUCGUUGUCCUUGAAGCCGAUAAAUUUCCUAGAUACCAUAUCGGCGAAAGCAUGCUCCCGUCCGUGCGACACUUCUUGAAGUUCAUCGACUGCUAUGACAGGUGGGAGAAGUGUGGAUUUCGUAUCAAGAACGGCAGUGCCUUCAAGCUGGAUCCUGACCAUCCCGAUACCUACACGGACUUCCUUGCCUCAGGAGGUCCUAAAGGCUACGCGUGGAACGUAAUCCGUUCCGAAGCUGACGAGCUUCUCUUCAAGCAUGCCGGUAGUUGCGGUGCCAAGAUCUUUGACUCCGUCAAGGUCACCGGUAUCACAUUUGAAUCGGACACAGCAGCUAGCGUAGCACCAAAGUUCGAUGGUCAGAAUCCGGGACGCCCUGUGUCAGCAACCUGGAAACACAAGGAUGGUAGUUCGGGAAGCAUCUCUUACGAAUAUCUCAUUGACGCUAGCGGAAGACAGGGUAUCCUCAGUACUAAGUACUUGAAGAACCGCAAGUUUAAUGAAGGCUUGAAGAAUGUUGCUAGCUGGGGUUACUGGAAGAACGGUGGUAUCUACGGCGCUGGUACCUACAAGGAAGGUUCGCCUUUCUUUGAAGCAUUGACUGAUGCUAGUGGUUGGUGCUGGUUUAUCCCUCUGCAUGAUGGUACCCAUUCUGUCGGUAUUGUUCAGAAUCAAGAUUCGGCCACUAAGAAGAAGCGAUCCAUGGAUUCAGUCCCUUCUUCUAAGGAGUUCUACCUACAAUCUCUCGACUUUGUCCCCGGUAUCAAAGAGCUCCUGUCCAAGGGCGAGCUUGUAUCCGACAUCAAGUCGGCAUCCGAUUGGUCUUAUAACGCUUCGAGCUAUGCGUUUCCUUAUGCGCGAAUUGCCGGCGACGCCGGUUGCUUCAUCGAUCCGUUCUUCUCUUCAGGUUACCACCUGGCUUUGAACGGGGGUCUCACGGCAGCUGUAACAAUCGCAGCUGCUAUACGAGGCGAUUGUGACGAGAAUACCGCAGCGUCGUGGCACUCUAAGAAGACAGCGGAUAGUUACACCCGUUUCUGGUUAGUCAUCCUGAGUGCCACAGCGCAGAUUCGAGACCAGAACAAACCAGUGAUCCACGAUUUCAAUGAAGAAAGCUACGAGAGAGCCUUCUCUCUCUUUAGACCAGUUAUUCAUGGCACGGUCGAUACCGUUGCUCCAGAAAAGCCGACCCAGGCAGAGAUCUCCCAGACGGUGGAAUUCUGUUUUCGCUCUCUCGCUUACAUCCCAUCCGACACGCAGGAAAUCCUUAUCGCGAAGUUGAAGAACCUCAGUCUAGAGAAUGAGCAUGACGACGAGAAGAACGACCGUAUCAUUGAUGACAUUGAGAAGUCUCUUACGCCGGAGGAGUCGAACAUCCUGGAUAUCCUUCGCGGAAGACGAAUGCUUCGAAACGAGGACGCCGUUAGCCUUGUUAACUUUACCCUUGACUCGAUCGACGGGCUCGCUCCCAACAUGAAGCGUGGAGAACUUGGUUUGAUCAAGGCCAAGCCAGUUAAGACCGACCGAGCCCAGCUAUACUCCCCCUCAUACUUGAAAAUCGGGCGACCUGACAUCAGAUCUCAGAGAGAAGGCACUGCCUCCGAGGCCAAAAAGGAUGAAAAUUGA
This is a messenger RNA of Hypoxylon trugodes, 1716 nucleotides long. Its product is annotated as FAD/NAD(P)-binding domain-containing protein. The transcript has 6 exons. Bases 1 to 1716 code for a protein of 571 amino acids. Lineage: Eukaryota; Fungi; Ascomycota; Sordariomycetes; Xylariales; Hypoxylaceae. The record is from RefSeq and is a predicted model, not a curated record. Gene Ontology annotation, molecular function: monooxygenase activity.